Aspergillus alliaceus is the source of this 1894-nucleotide messenger RNA. Its product is annotated as Cupredoxin. The transcript has 3 exons. NCBI's taxonomy places the organism in Eukaryota, Fungi, Ascomycota, Eurotiomycetes, Eurotiales, Aspergillaceae. Gene Ontology annotation, molecular function: oxidoreductase activity; copper ion binding. The record is from RefSeq and is a predicted model, not a curated record. Bases 131 to 1894 code for a protein of 587 amino acids.
GACAAUUCGCAAAAGGAGCUCAAGACCAUCCGGAUGAGCUCCUUGAUUCUGUACGCCCGUUGAAAAUUUCUUUGUGACUAUUCUUUCGUGUUUUGCACAUGUUUCUCCAUUCCGAUAAUAUCAAUUUGCCAUGACUUCUUUCCAGAGCAGGCUGGGCUUCCUGGUUUUUGUGUGCCUCGUUCAAUGGGUAUCGUGUAAGGUUGUUCAAUUCGAUCUCAACCUAACAUGGGAGGACCAUGAAGUGGCUGGAUUCACGCGGAGGAUGAUUCUCAGCAACGGGCAAUUUCCCAGUCCUACCUUGCGACUGAGACAAGGUGACACGGUUGAGUUUCUGGUUAACAAUUCAAUGCCCUUCGGGGCAACAGUCCAUUUCCACGGUAUUGAGCAACGUGGUACGCCAUGGUCUGAUGGUGUUCCAGGACUUUCCCAAAGGCCAAUUGCCCCCGGCGAUCAGUUUAUUUAUAAGUGGACGGCGACGCAUUACGGAAUCUAUCUGUAUCAUGCUCAUACUAGAGGUCAAAUUGAGGAUGGAUUGUAUGGUGCUAUAUACAUUCAACCGGAUGACGCUGUGGAAAAGCCAUUUGAUUUGAUCACCGACGACCCCAAUGAGCUACAGGCUAUCCGGAAGGCGGAGAGGGAGACCACGCCAAUUAUUCUUUCUGACUGGCGUCGUUUGACGUCAGAAGAGAUCUGGCAGGCUCAAGUAGCCUCCGGAGUUGAGAACUUUUGUGCCAAUGCGGUUUUGAUCAAUGGGAAAGGCUCUGUGUUCUGCUUGCCCCAAGAUCGCAUUAAUACACUCACCACACCGGCCCGGAAACAGGCUUUGGGCAAUAGGACGUAUACUGAUAUCGGAUGUUUGCCUCCAAAUGACCCUCGGAAAGCCAGCUUAACACCAAAGAGUUUCCUUCAAGGAUGUAUGCCCAGUGAAGGCCCGGCUGAGAUAUUCGAGGUAGACCAGACUUCACGAUACAGAAGCUUCGACCUGAUCAACAUAGCCGGCAGUUUAGAGCUAGCCUUUUCCAUCGACCAGCAUUCAUUGUAUGUCUAUGCGGUCGAUGGGCGUUAUGUAGAGCCUCUCCACGUUGAUGCGAUUACUGUCAAUAUCGGAACCCGAUACUCCGUUUUGGUGAAAUUAGACCAGCCGGCCGGUGAUUACACAGUCCGCGCCGUCAACCAGGGAGCAAACCAGCUCAUCAACGGUACAGGCAUCAUGGCAUACAAAACCUCUACUCAUAUGCAGAAGAAGCCUUCCCAACCAUGGAUUUCUGAAGCUGGCACCAAUGCCACCGCGGAUACAAUGUUUUUGGAUGAGGCGAGUGUCGUUCCCUUUCCGUUAGAAGUUCCUUCUACGUCCGUGAACCGGACAUACAUCCUGAACGUCAAUCAUAUCGGCGAUACAUAUCGUUGGACGUUGGGCAAUCACAGCUUCCCACUAUCAAACGAAGAGGCGACUCCAUUGCUAUUCAACCGCAGCUCCAUUCCUGCAAAAUACAUGAUCACCACCAUGAACAAUACCUGGGUGGACUUAAUCAUCAAUAUGACUACGGCAGGGCAACCUCCUCAUCCCAUCCACAAGCAUUCAAAUAAAUAUUUCGUGAUUGGCUCCGGAACGGGUGCUUUCACCUACUCUUCGGUCGCUGAGGCUACGCAGUACAUUCCUGAACGCUUUAACUUCCGGACUCCACAGAUGAGAGAUACGUUCCCUAGUCCACCUGCGGGCUCUGGCCCAUCGUGGCUUGCUAUCCGAUAUCAUGUAGUCAACCCAGGGCCUUUUCUACUGCAUUGCCAUAUUCAGCCUCACUUGAGUGGUGGGAUGGCGUUGGCGAUAUUAGACGGCGUUGAUGCUUGGCCCCAUGUUCCAGAGGGAUAUGAACUACCAGCAGUAGCGACUUGA